AUCACCCAACGUGUAGAAAGAGCUCAGCAAACGUUCACAAUCACUGACUUACCACCUGAACUACACCAUAUCAUCAUCGACUUUCUCGACCCCAUCGAUAGCACGUGUCUCGGGUUAGCAAGCCGCUACUUCUAUACCCUUCAUCGACGACGGCAUGGCAAUGUCCAUCUCGCCACGGGACGUCCGAGGCCCAACGACCAGGAAUGGGCAUGGAGAUCGGCAUCUGCGUUGUCGGUCGUCAAGUCUAUCAACACAACGACGGCGACGGCGACGACUGCCGCUGACGAUACCCCGCUGGCAAACGAGCGGCCAAUAUCCUACCCGCAGCCGAUGCCACUCUUCAGGUGCGAAAAGUGUGGACUCGAGCGAUGUGAACUACAAAGACACAUCCGAGACUGGUUCCCUCGAGACCACGACUACUGCACCAUCUCUGGAAAGUACAUGAGACUAGGCUCUCAUAGAGAGGAAGCAGGAUUCUGUUACCGGCGCUCGCCUAGAAAACCCAGCUUGUGUGGAAAACAUCAU
Colletotrichum acutatum is the source of this 525-nucleotide messenger RNA. RefSeq lists its product as uncharacterized. The transcript has a single exon. Lineage: Eukaryota; Fungi; Ascomycota; Sordariomycetes; Glomerellales; Glomerellaceae. The record is from RefSeq and is a predicted model, not a curated record. The annotation marks the transcript as partial. Gene Ontology annotation, molecular function: protein binding.